Molecule: messenger RNA, 1472 nt
Organism: Drosophila busckii
Lineage: Eukaryota; Metazoa; Arthropoda; Insecta; Diptera; Drosophilidae
Product: progestin and adipoQ receptor family member 3
Exons: 6
Coding region: 106-1158 (350 amino acids)
Cellular component (GO): membrane
Molecular function (GO): signaling receptor activity
Source: RefSeq, a predicted model, not a curated record
AUCAGUUGACUUUUGGCUGCUGGCAGCGUCGCGGGCGCGCUCAAAAGAAAUUCGCCAAGUGAAAAUUCUGUUUGAUUCUGUGUUGCCAACUAGAACAGAAACAACAUGAGUCCGCGACCACGCGAAGGUUUAGGAGCAACGCAGCUGUUCGAUGGCAGCUCGGACACGUGCCACAAUCGCAAAGAGCCAAAGGAUGCUGCUGCUGAUAACUGGGAAGUUGAACAGCACUCGACGGAGCAACUAGCAUUGGAUGCAGCACAUCAGUUUCCUUCCAACGAGGAGCCCAAUGUGCUGGGACAUGGACCCGACAAGCUGAGCACGCUUAAAUGGCUUUGUAACUUUGAUGAUGCGCCAACCCAUUUGAAGUUCAAUCCGUACAUACGUCGUGGCUAUCGCACAUUCCUCUCCAACAAGUUGUGCCUGCAGAGCAUCUUCUGGUGGACCAAUGAGACUAUCAACAUUUGGAGUCACUUGGCUGGUUGCAUACUCUUCAUUGGCUUGACCAUCUUUGACUUUCAGUUUCUGCAGCUGCAUGCUGAGCUUGCAGAUCAGGUGCUUGUGGUUUGUCUGCUGGUUUGCUUCUGUUUGUGCAUGUUAAUGUCGGCUAUAUAUCAUAUAUUCUCCUGCAAAUCGGAAGAGCACUAUGAGCUGUUUUUAUCUGUCGACUUUCUGGGCAUAUCGCUGUCGCUGGUGGCCAUUUACAUAAGCGGCAUGUACUAUGCCUUUUGGUGCCAUAAGUUUUUACAAACUUUAUAUUCCACCAUUGCGCUGGGCAUGUUUGGACUUGCAAUUGCUGUGCAAAUCCCGAAGCUAAAUGUCUCCAUGAACGGCAAGGUGGCUGUCCUGCUGUCUUGGUCUGCCUAUGGCAUAAUUCCUUUGGGUCAUUGGGCUAUUGCUAUGGGCGGCUUGGAGAACGAGCUGGUGCGUCUUAUGGCGCCACGAAUUGUCAUCAUGUACCUGCUUUGCCUUGUCGCCUUUGUUUUCUAUGCGGCCAAGAUACCUGAGCGCUGGUUUACCGGCAAGGUGGACUUUGUUGGACACUCGCACAACUGGUGGCAUCUCAUCAUAGUGGCCGCCUUUUAUCAUUGGCAUAACACAGGUCUGGUCUAUGCUGAAUAUCGUUUAAACAACGGAUGCAGUGCGCCUGUGCUCUCUUGAGCUUUAAGACUCCAACUCUCCAUAGUUAUUGGCGCUCUCUCUUAACGUCUUAGUGUAAAUAGGCUUAAUUCUGAGAAUUAACUAAUAUUUAAUUUAGUUAUAGUUUGUUGCGCGAUAUUCCUAAUUUAUGUGUACAUUACGCUACGCACACAAUCAAAAACACACACAUACAUACACACAUUAAAUUUGUGCGCAGUUAGGGUGUUCUGUCUUAGUCCUAAACUUAUAUAUAUUUAGCUGUAGUUCAAUUGAAGUGAAUUAUAAGUGAUUUUUAUAAACUUUAUUAACGAUAAAACUGUAAAAUAUCAAAAAAA